Oreochromis aureus is the source of this 2343-nucleotide messenger RNA. Its product is annotated as carboxypeptidase Z. Gene Ontology annotation, biological process: proteolysis. The record is from RefSeq and is a predicted model, not a curated record. NCBI's taxonomy places the organism in Eukaryota, Metazoa, Chordata, Actinopteri, Cichliformes, Cichlidae. The transcript is spliced from 11 exons. Bases 121 to 2112 code for a protein of 663 amino acids. Gene Ontology annotation, molecular function: protein binding; zinc ion binding; metallocarboxypeptidase activity.
CACAGAGUUGCUCGGAGGAAAGUUUUGCAGACUUGGGACACUCGCGCACACUCACGCCCUCUGGCUCAGUGUGUGAGGUGCCACAUCGAAACGGAACAUAAGUGUCGGAAAGUGCGCAUCAUGCUGCUGAUCCUGCUGCAGUUGUUGGUUUUCGCGUCUUGUGCUCCUCCACGAUGCGACCCGAACUUUCGAGGACUGUGCAAGCCAAUAAUAGAAGAAAAACCCAAAUGCACAGAUCUAAUGCUGUCCUACUGCGAUGACAUGUCCUACGCUCAAACCAUGUUCCCAAACAUCCUCGGUCACAAGACUCGUGAGGAUGCUGAAGCUGGCGCUGAGUACCUCCUCAUCAGCGUGGCUGAAUCUCUGCUGGGCGGAGAGUGUAACCCGGAGAUUCGCAUGCUGGGCUGCUCGGUGUUGGCCCCACGCUGUGAGAAGGAGAAGGUGCUGAAGCCGUGCCGCAGCACGUGUGAAGCCGUGCGCAGAAGAUGCAGUCGCACUUUUGACAAGAUACAGAUGGCCUGGCCCUACUUCCUCGACUGCGAUCGCUUCUUUGUCAGUGACCAAGAGGGAUGUUAUGACCCGCUGGAGGGCCUCAGAGGGCAGGAGGAAGAAGAAGCUGCUGACGCCAUGGAUAUUCUACUCACUGCGGACUCCCCUGACACUUUGCAGUUCACCUAUCAUUCCAACACUGACCUGAUCAGUGUCUUAAAGAAUACCGAGGAGCAGUGCUCCGGCAUAGCCCGGACCUACAGCAUAGGUCGCAGUAUGGAGGGCAGAGAGCUGCUCGUGAUCGAGUUCUCUAACAAUCCCGGAGAGCACGAACUACUUGAGCCGGAGGUAAAGUAUAUUGGGAACGUGCACGGAAAUGAAGUCCUUGGCCGCCAACUACUCAUCUACUUGGCUCAGCACUUGUGCUCAGAGUAUUUGCUCGGCAACGAGCGAAUCCAGACUCUAAUCAACACCACCCGCAUCCACAUUCUGCCCUCCAUGAACCCCGAUGGGUAUGAGAUGGCUGUUUCUGGAGUCAGUGACAAUAACUACGAUUUUGAGCAGGAGGAUCAAAGAUAUGAUUCUUUGAACAUCGGCCGAAAUAACGCCCAGAACAUCGACCUGAACAGAAACUUCCCCGACCUGACCUCCAUCGUUUACAGCAGACGCAGACUAAAGGGCUACCGCACCGACCACAUCCCAAUCCCAGACUAUUACUGGUUUGGUAAGGUUGCACCGGAGACCUACGCUGUCAUGAAGUGGGUCCGCUCCAUCCCGUUUGUGCUCUCCGCUAACUUCCACGGUGGAGACUUGGUGGUGUCUUACCCUUAUGAUCUGUCCAAACACCCGCUGGGAGGCGACAUGUUCUGCCCAACCCCAGAUGAUAAGGUUUUCAAAUUUAUCGCAGCAACUUAUGCAAACGCCCACGAAACCAUGUCCAAUGAAAACGCACGCUGUGGAUCGUCUCGUUCUCACAGCCAGAAAGGGAUCGUUAAUGGAGCUCAGUGGUCCAGCUUGGCAGGCGGAAUGCAAGACUUCAACUAUCUCCACACCAACUGCUUUGAGGUGACUGUGAAUGUGGGGUGUGACAGAUUUCCCCCUGAAGAGGAACUGGCCUUUGCCUGGCAUGAAAACCAAGAAUCUUUGCUCUCAUUUAUGGAGGCAGCCCAUCGCGGCAUCAAAGGGAUUGUAAAAGAUGACGAGGGAAAUGCUAUAAAAGGUGCCAGGAUAUCUGUCAGAGGGAUACAGCACGACAUUACAACAGCUGAAAAUGGAGACUACUGGCGCCUCCUCACUCCUGGCAUCCACAUAGUCUCCGCCUCUGCGCGAGGUUACACCAGAGCCACGAAGAAAAUCCAGCUGCCCUCUCGCAUGAAGACUGCAGGCCGGGUGGACUUUGUGUUGCAGAAAGCGCCUGUGGACUCUGACGCACAGGAAGAGGACGACGCCAUCUCGUCCAUGGGCACCUACGACAAGUUUGACCCUUACAACCAGUACCAGCGCUACACCCAGAUGGCUGAUUUGAGCCAGAACCGAGAGGAGAGAGCAGAGAAGCCCUGGUGGUGGAAUUACUUUACUUUGCCUGGAGUACCUGCCCCCACCUGGCUGCUGAAGCACUAUUAGAGCUUUAACAAGAGAAGCAAGAAAUGAGUCUGUCUUUCUACAUUAAGCAGAAAAACAUGGAAGUGUUACUUUUUACUGACGCUACUCCCGCUUCACAAUUUUGCCUUUAUGUGCUGUGUCUGGUCUGAAGCCCAAACCUGAAUUAUAAUGUAAGCACCUUACAAGCUUUUGCCUGGACAGUAACAUAACUUUAGUUAAUGGCCAUGAUUGAAUAAAAAACACGUUAAAAGA